CAGCAACUCCUACAAAGGAGUGAAAAACUCUCUCUCCACCCACACGAGUGGUUUUUGAGUCCCCACAGAGAGAGAGAGAGAGAGAGAGAGAGAGAGAGAAUCAGUCUCAAAGUAAGCAAUCUCUGACUCCAGUAAAAGCAAGAGGGGAAAGAGAGUGUGAGAGAGAGAGAGAGAGGCGUGUGGGUUUCUCUCUUCUCUUUCUUUUAUGUAUCUUCGCUGGGGGUUGUUUAUGUUCUGUUUCUCCUCAAACUUCUCUUCAAGAAGAGAAGCUCACAUUCAAAAUCCCAUCUUUUCUUUUCAUUGAAACCAUUUCUCUUCAUAUUCUAAGAGAAACCCACAAAGAAAAAAGGCCAAAACUACUGUUUUCUCAUCAAAAUCUCACCUUUCUAAGCUUGUGACAGGUUUCAGAAGAGAGAAACUCAAAAACCUUUUUUUUUUUUCUUUUUUCAUUUCAAUCUCCAAAAAUCUCCUUUAGAAGAAAACCCAUAGUUGGGUUUCUUGAGUUUUCCAGUCAAAACCAAUUUCAGCUCCAAAGACUCUUUUUUACAACUAGUUUUACAAGAAAAUCACAAUCUCUCCCUUUUUCCACUCUGUAACUGGUUUUAGAAGAAAACCCCAUUUGGGAUUUGACAUUUUUUGCAGCUCUCUCCCCAUACCUUUGCUAUCUAGGAUUUUGGAGGAAAUGAAUCUGCAACAGCUACAAUCUGCUGUCUGUCACAGGGGUGAUGAAGAAAGAAUCACGAAGUACGCAGGUGUUAGUUUUCUUACUCCUGCAAAUCCUGCUAGCUUGGGGCUUUUGAGCUCUUCCCCAGGGAAAGAUUGGAGCUUUCAGGCCAUUGAUGGGAGGGGUAGAAUGGGGAAUGAAGGUGGGGGUGGAGAGUAUCUUGGUAAUGAGAAGAAUGGGAUGGAGGUGGGCCCAGCUGUGGAGGAAGAGGGUGAGAGUAUAGCAGCAGGGAGAGAGUCUAAGCUCUGUGCAAGAGGCCAUUGGAGGCCAGCUGAAGAUGCCAAGCUCAAAGAGCUUGUAUCUCAAUAUGGCCCUCAGAACUGGAAUCUGAUUGCUGAGAAGCUUGAAGGAAGAUCAGGGAAGAGCUGUAGGCUAAGAUGGUUUAACCAGCUAGAUCCAAGGAUCAACAGAAGAGCUUUUAGUGAGGAAGAGGAAGAUAGGCUUUUGGCAGCUCAUAGGCUGUAUGGGAACAAGUGGGCCAUGAUAUCUAGGCUGUUCCCUGGUAGGACUGAUAAUGGAGUGAAGAACCAUUGGCAUGUGAUCAUGGCCAGAAAGCAAAGGGAGCAAUCAAGUGGUUAUAGGAGGAGGAAGCCUUCUUCUAGGGUGGCCCACCAUCAGAGGGUAGAGAUGAACAGUAACAAUGCAUGUAGUGAAUCAACCAUCACAAGCACUAGAGAUGAGUCUGCAUCUACAUGCACUAAUCUGUCCCUCAGUUCAUCCUCAGGCAGGAUUUUUCAUGGGGGCUUUGCCAGAUUUAGUCCUCCCCAACAGCAACAUUCCUUUGAAUCUCUCUUAGGUUCUGAUGAAAAGGUGGUAGCAUUAAUAAAUGGAUCUAAUCACAAGUUUGAUGAGUCUGAGAAUGGUUUCUACAAUGGUGGCCCACCUGUGAUGAUGGUGGGUGUGGAUCAAUCAGGCUAUUCAGAUUCUUCAAACUCUGAAGUUUCAGCAGCAGAAUCAGUGGCUAACAUCAGAAAUAGGCCCCAUGUGUAUGGAGGAAGUGAUCAUGGAAGAGAGAAGAUGAGCUUGCCUUUCAUUGAUUUCCUUGGAGUUGGGGCCACAUAGAGAUAGAGGUGUUUUCCAUUGAAAUUUUCCUUGAGUCCUCGUGUACAUGUAUUCCAAAAAAAAAAAAAAAAUGAUAAGUAGAAAAAGAAAGGACAAAAUGGGGAAAAGGUUUUUGAAAUUUUUGUUCAUCUCAGCUAAAGCAACAUGGGUUGCUUUCUUCUUCUUUUUUUUUUCUUUUUCUUUUCUUUCUUUUUCUGAAAUAAUCCUAAAGUCUCUUUUGCUUGGCCUUUGUUAUUCUCUUUUAGUGCUCAAAUACCUAACUUACCUUCUUUAGUGAGGUAGUUGUAUUUCAUGAAAUUCUAUGCUAAUGCAAUGGAAGGACCAUAUCUCUAUAA
This is a messenger RNA of Magnolia sinica, 2121 nucleotides long. Its product is annotated as transcription factor CSA-like. Gene Ontology annotation, molecular function: DNA-binding transcription factor activity, RNA polymerase II-specific; RNA polymerase II cis-regulatory region sequence-specific DNA binding. The record is from RefSeq and is a predicted model, not a curated record. Lineage: Eukaryota; Viridiplantae; Streptophyta; Magnoliopsida; Magnoliales; Magnoliaceae. Gene Ontology annotation, cellular component: nucleus. The coding region runs from base 683 to 1786 and encodes 367 amino acids. The transcript has 3 exons. Gene Ontology annotation, biological process: regulation of DNA-templated transcription.